AUGAUUUGCAUACUGUUUGCUCUGAUCGGGACCUGUCUGGCUCAGCAUUGUUGGAAAGAUGUUGAGUGUACAGGACCUUUAUCCGCCGCCUUCCCCGGACCGUGGGAAUCCAACAUCUUCUCCCCGAGUCUGCGGACAGUGCAGCCCAAAACUGUCCUCACUCUACCUGAUGGGAAAGCCUUGAUGGAGUACGGAUCCAACCUCAAUCUGAACAAGACAACCCCAGCUUUUGUUUUCGACUUUGGAAUUGAGGUUGGUGGUCUUGUUUCAGUGGACUAUACCGCAACUGGGGCUCCAACCCAACUUGGGCUUGCCUUUUCAGAGGCAAAGGACCAUAUUGGUAUAGAGUCUGAUAGUUCUCGGGGAGGCAGAUGGGUUGAUAGUGCUAUCUUUGCUAAUGCCUCGGGUAAUGAAACAUAUACGAUGCCCGAUGCAAAGCUGCGCGGCGGUUUCCGCUAUCUUACGGUGUUCCUCGACUCUCCCGACUCGGACUCAGCUGUCACCCUCAAGAAUAUCACUGUUGAGAUAUCCUUCCAGCCCACUUGGAGUAAUCUUCGAGCUUACCAAGGCUACUUUGACUCAUCAGACAAUCUCCUCAAUAAGAUCUGGUAUGCUGGCGCCUGGACGUUGCAAUCAAACUCGAUAGCCGGAAACAGUGGUAUGAGGACACCACGGGGUGAUGGAUGGGACAACAUUGAGCAGAUCAGCACUGAGGAUACAGUUCUCGUUGAUGGGGCAAAACGAGACCGACUAAUCUGGAACGGGGACAUGGGCACAGCCGUGCCAAGUGCCUUUGUGAGCACGGGUGACUUGCAAAGUGCCAAAAAUGCAAUCACUGUUAUAUUCGAAAACCAGGCUGAAAAUGGCCAAUUCCCAAAGGCCGGGCCUCCGAAUGCGAUUUUGAAGAGUGAUACGUAUCACCUCUGGCACUUAGUCGGCACCUACAAUUACCUCCUCUACUCGGGAGAUACAGAGUUUGUUGCAAAAUACUGGCCUCGUUUCGCAAAAGGACUUAAUCGCACUCUUAGUCUGCUGUCCUCCUCCGGGAUAGUAAACGUCACGGGUGAUCAGGACUGGGGGAGGUUCACAUAUGGCACCGAGCGUGCCUCGGCUAGCAUGCUACUCUACCGAGCACUGACAGGAGGCGCGGACAUCGCAACUUGGCUUCCAGAGUCUGUACAAUCCGCACAAUUGGCCCCGUUAUACCUUGAGCAGGCAGCAAAUUUGAAGAAAGCAAUUAUGACUCAACUCUGGAACGAGGAAGUCGGUGCUUUUAGGGACAGUCCAGGCUCUAGUCUUUACCCACAGGACGCCAACAGCCUAGCCGUUGCCUAUGGUAUUAUUAACCCAGACAGUGAAGAAGCCCAACGAAUAUCAGACUACCUUGUUUCCAACUGGACACCUAUUGGACCCUCAUGCCCCGAACUCCCUGGUAAUAUCUCUCCAUUCAUCUCGAGCAUUGAAUUGGAUAGCCACUUCCGGGCGCGCAGGCCCGACCGGGCGCUAGACCUUAUCAAGAACCUUUGGGGGUGGUACCUGAGCCAUGAAAACGGCACACAGUCUACCAUAGUUGAGGGGUUUACUACUAAUGGGACGUGGGAGUAUCGUCGACAAAGGGGUUAUACAAAGGGCUCGCCAUAUCUAUCUCAUUCACAUGGUUGGAGCACGGGGCCAACUUCUACAUUAACAGAGCAUAUGCUAGGGUUACGGGUGACAAAGCCAGCAGGUGAAGAAUGGCUGCUUCAGCCAGCAAGCUUUACCGAGCUUGACUCGUUCCAGGGUGGAUUCGUCACAACCAGAGGACGGUUUUCGGCCAAGGUCAGGGUUGGUAAGAGAUAUGUGAGGGUCGAAUGGAAUACGCCGAAGGGGACAAGAGGGUUAAUUGAUUUACCUGGGCAGGAGUCUUUCUGGGUGAGUGGGGGGAAAGGGAGGAAGAAUUUUACGCGGUAG
Molecule: messenger RNA, 1950 nt
Organism: Aspergillus calidoustus
Lineage: Eukaryota; Fungi; Ascomycota; Eurotiomycetes; Eurotiales; Aspergillaceae
Source: the annotation of a GenBank genome assembly